UUUGAAAACCAACCACAGUUACAUCAGGGAGAGGCGAAGAUAUCUGCUGCUUUCACUUCCUCUUAUGGACAAAUAGAGAGAAGUAGUAGCCGAUGAAAGCGAAGAUGGUGAUUCCUUUUCGACCAACCGUUCUAUUGGUAUUGGCAGUGUCAGUCUUGCUGGUUUUUCCGAGGACUGCAGAGUGCGAUGAGCAGACGGUCACCGAAGGAUGUGGAGAGCGGGAUGAGUACUAUUCCCUCCGCCAUGUCUGCAAACUGGCUUGCGUUACAACGGAUGACUGCCAAGCUGCUGAACAGUGCCUGUGCGAUGGAAGAUGUGGACCAAGCUGCGUUGAUAUCAGUGAUACUUCAUCGUGUCCACUACCAAUAACCGUCCAUAACAAUGCCAUGGUAUGGCUGUCUCCUCCCCAGGGCGCCUCGGUGCCAGGGGGCUUCGAUACAACCGUACAUUUCAGUUGCAAUCCCGGGUAUGAAUUGAUCGGCCACGCGGAGUCAACCUGCACGUCGACUGGCCAGUGGUCGGAGGACUCACCCUACUGUAUAAGUCCUGACGUACAGGCUGAUUGCGUCGAACCUGCCGGACUUGAGAAUGGCGUAGUGGUGGUAGCGGAUAACCGGUCCGAGGCCCGGUACGACUGCCAGGAGGGUUACACUAUGACAGGCCGGUAUCCAAACAUCAGAUGCAUCCCCGGAGUGGGCUGGGAACCGCUGCAGAUUGAAUGCAUUAGAAUGAAGUGCAGCAGUCCCGGUACACCAAUCAACGGUAUCAUCAUGUCACUGGAUUUCCGAUAUGGUUCAACCGUCGCCUACAAGUGCCUUCCAUCUUUCGUCGUGAAUGGGCCUGCAAGCCUCACCUGCUUAUCCAAUGGCAACUGGGAUAACGAAGUACCGACGUGUGAAGUUUUGAGUUGCCCUUCGCCAGUAUUUCCCGGUGGCACAGUCUCGCUAUCAGACGAAAAGCUCCUCAUAGGAACCCAGGCGUCUUUCCAGUGUCCUGCGGGGUAUGAUCUGAAAGGCCCAGACUCGGUUGAGUGUCUGGAUGAUUUGACAUGGAGUAACGCUCCGCCGGACUGCGAAGUGGCAACAUGCAUUCGGCCUAACAUACAGACCAGUGGAUUAAGCAUCACAACUCCCAGGCUUGUCUUCAGCUCCGGUGAAAGUAUCACUUAUAGAUGUCUGAAGUGGAGAGAACAACUACACGGGGACCAUACCAGACAGUGUGGCAUAGGUGGCCGUUGGACGGGCAAAGAACCCAGCUGUCACGAGAUAUGCACUGCCCUCCGGUAUGGGAUUCCAGGAGGCGAAUGGGUCGAUUUGCCGUCAGAUGCUAAGUACAAUUGGAACGGUGGCCAAAGGAUCUAUUUCUGCAAUGAGUUCUUCCGUAUGGUCGGUACAAGUAUCUUCUUGUGCCAAAAUGGUGAAUGGAGCUCAAGUGAUUUCCCUCGAUGCGAAGAGGAUCGCAGCAGCAGCGGUCAGGCUUACCCGAUCAGAUCUCUCACCCACCCUAUCGUGAACGGCGUGCUGACGGUCAAACAGCGGGAAGCCGUAGUCACACUAGACUGCAGCUUUCCCACGUCCUCUGGGGAUCCAGUGUGGGAGAGGGACGGACAAAGGCCCUCCGGUCGGCAAGACGUCUCCGGGGAAGAUCAAACGACCCAUUACUGGUACCGGCUGAGUCUCUAUAACGUGGCACAGUCUGAUGCAGGAAUAUAUCAAUGCACAACCAAUGACCAACGGCAACAUAGCAGCACAGUCCGAAUAGAAGUCAUCACAACUUGCCCGGACCCUGGCUACCAGGAGGGGCGACAAACAAACCGCGAAACCACCGGCGGCGUUACGGCUGGCCGGAGGGGUUUCGUCAAGUUUACCUGUGACGAAGGCUACGACAUGAUUGGCGACUACGACCAGAUUGGAUGCAACAUUGACGGCAACUGGAACUAUAACCCGCCAGACUGUGUCAAACCGAACUGUCUGGAUUCAUUCCGAGAUGAUCCGGACUAUGGAUUCAGUGAAAGAGCUGUAUUAGAAGAUGGCACUGCUACUCAGACUUUCUAUUGCCCGGUCGGGUACCGCAUGCUGCAAGGUGGCGACACUGUGCUUGACGAACAUCUUAUCAUCACCUGCCAAGAUGGUGUAUGGGAUGGAACUACACCCUCCUGUGUGCAACGUGGCGACAUGAUAACGAUUACAACGAAUGCUGAGAUGGCGCAUCGUGACAUCACCGCAUAUGGUGGGAAUGUGGUGGAGAUUAACUGCACUCAGAUAGGACCACAGCCUCAACCACGGUGGUCCAUGUUGGUAGAUGAUGACAUCCUAGACUUGGCGGCGGAGAAUGUUGCGGGUGAUGUAGUUCUGCGUUUUCCAACGGUGAGCGUUGCCGACGCGGGAGAAUACGCGUGUAGCAACUUGGACAUGUCAUAUGCAGAGACAGUCAACCUGAAGGUCAUAGCCAGAUGCGCUGAUCCCCCCGUGAUUCCCCAUGUAAUCACGGACCAGUCAACGAGUCGUCUAGCAUACUACGUUGACGACGUAGUUGCUUUCGAUUGCGACGAGGGCUUCAUCUUACACGGUAGCAACUACAUCCAAUGCACCGACGAUGGCUGGAACGCAACAUUCCCAGAAUGUGUCGUAGGUGUCAACCUAGGUAUAUACAAAGAUGGGAAGUACCUCAUAUCUGGUUCCAAUGUGCUCAGCACUACGGGAGCUACCGUUAUAUUGGACUGUGGCUAUAAUGUAUCCAGUCAAGACGCCUCUGUGGAUGAUUUGAUUGGGUGGUGGAGAAUAACACCUAAUGGAGAAAGGAUAAGCAUGGCAACACACCAGCGUCUUUUGAACUACGACGAUUUGCAUCUACUGCGCUUAGUGCUUUCAGAUCUCACCACUGAUUUUACCAGCCCGUAUGUAUGCGGAACAAUUGCCCAGGAAGGGUCGGUCUGCACACUCUUUGUAACCGUUCCUUGUGGGACUCCUGCACCCCUCGCCAACGGAAAUGUCGUGCUAUCUAAUGGCACAAGCUACCUGUCGUUCGCUUCGUAUGAGUGUUUGGAACUCUACGCACUGAAUGGUGUCCGCCAGCGACAGUGUCAAGCUAAUGGGGACUGGAGCAACGAAGCACCGAUAUGUACAUUGGCAUACUGUCCGUCACUAGAUCUGCCAGUAGGAGCAAUCACUAGUCCCGAUGUGAACGGUAAGAUCAUUCCUAUCGGAGCCACAGUCAGCGUCAGGUGUGAAGACGGUAUGCUGCUCUCCGGAUCGACGGAAAUCGUGUGCAGGGAAAACGGCACGUUGUAUCUAGAGCAAGGGGCGCCAACCUGCACAGAUCCGUGCCUUGAUCAUGAAUGUCCACUUGGCUGGCGCUGUAGCCUGGUGGGUGAUGGACCGGGUUGCGUAAGUUGCCUGGACGAGUCCGACUGUCCCUUAUUGGGAGCUGACGAAGGCACAGUUUGUGGCACCGACGCACAGGACUACCCGAACGCCUGCGUGCUGGGAGUGACGGCAUGCAAGAACGGCGACUCGUCCCUUUCAAAAGCCUUCGAUGGCCCCUGUAUUCAAGGAAGCCUCUGUUAUGCUCUUCCUACAUUCAUGGGGCGGCGGUCCCCGUUAUGCCCACAACUCGAGAGGGUGUUCUACUACAACUCGGACCCAAAUGUCGUUAGCUGCACAGCCGUCAAUGGCGAUGAAUGCAUGCUGGAGGGAGGCUUCGAAUCCAUGGCCUACUGUGAAGGGAAUUGCUCAAGGAAUUUUUGCUACGAUCCACCAAGCGAGGUCGGCCCAUGUAAUCAACACCAGACGUACUGGACCUAUGACUCCAAUACGAAGCAGUGUCAGCCCUUCCUGUACGGGGGAUGCAGCGGUACCCGCGGCAACCAAAAUCGUUUCGAGACGCUGAAUGACUGUAUCCGCAGCUGCUCCCUUGGUGAGGUGUGCCAACCCUGUCCAUAUACAAUGACUGUGAGUAACGCCUGCUUCUACGGCAAACAUGCUAUGAUCAUUACGGUGACCAAAGCCGAACGCUUCGUGAGGAACGACUACAUUCGGCUGACGGUGGACGUGGAAGCCGUCCUGACGCCAGACCGGCCGGGCGAAGUGAACUUCGUCCGCGGUACAGACCAGUUCAUUUUCUGCGAAGGCAUCAAUCUACACUUGGACAGCCCAUGCGACCUCUGCCCGCGUCUCGUGCCUCUAGUUGACCAGUCCUAUAUCUUCAUGUCCUCAACUUACCGCGGGAACCACCUAAAACUUGACGAGCACAGCUAUGUGGCCGAGUGGACGGCUGAACUUGAGGAGGAUAUACAAGCGGCUGUUUCUUGUGCCGGCUGGGUGCAGAACCUCAAUGUCAUCCAGAAUUAACUCACUAUGAAUACACCAAGUUAGAUUUGGAGAGAAAACAGUCACAUCUGUACGAGCUCACUAUACAGUUACUAUAGUAAGGUGGGUCCAAAUUGGCUGUUGUCUAGUGCAAUCUGACUUGAGUGUUAUCAGAGUGUACCCAUAAUGACCCCGGGGCCAACUGGUGUUGAACAGAGUUGAUAGAUGGGCAAAAAACUGUGACGUUAGCAUAUCCCACACAGGCUGACAUGUAACUUGGUUUGAAGUCCUAAAACCCACGAAUAUGUGAACGAGUUUUCACACUCGCAUCUUAAAAUGAAUACUUUCUUCCGGCGAUCGUUUUCUCUCCACAUUUUCCUUCAGGCUGAAUUGAGAGCCACAAUGUACUGGCUGAUUUCAAAGGAAUCCUUGGUUUCAUAAGGCCACGUAAACAAAAACAUCUUCAGCGUCCCGCCCGCUUCCUUUUUGGAGGCCGCCUACUUUUCUUUAACCGAAAAAAUGAUAAAUUUUAAACAGUAACAUAAUUUUGGCCAGGUUGUCCGUUGCAUCUAGCCCGUAUAAAGCUAGUAUGGCAUGAGUCCAAGUGGCGGCCAUUUAAAAAAAAUGGCGGCCAUCUUGAAGAAUUGCCCGGUCGGGCGGCUAUUUUGGAGAGAAAAAAGGGCUUCUUUAUUUUUUUCAAAAAGGUAAGACGUUGAACAUGUUUUUUUCUUGGCCUUAUAUAUACGCUUGCCUGAUCUGCCAGCCUGAUCACCAUGUUUCAAUAGGUCAACAUAAAACUAACGAUUCUGGUUUAAAGUCCAAAUGAUACCCUGUCCAAUAAUUCUUGGUAGUUUUAUGCUGUUGGCCCUUGAACGGAAACGACUUGAACAACCCUCAUGAUUAGCUUCUAUACCAUGUUAAAUUUAAGUUUGCACUAUUGAUCUACUGAUGCACUGAGGCUUAGGCUUAAUGUAAGAUGCAAAACGCACCACAGUUCCAUGGGCAGCUUGUAGGGGCCUACAAAACCCCUCAUUCGAAGCCUUCGUCUAAUUAUUCUGAAAGAUUCGAUUUAUUAUAUAGAGCACUAGAAGUAAUUAUGAUAGGUCAGACACCGCACAAUUGGGUGUCUGAAUAUUAAAAGUUCUUUUAAGGGUAUUGGUUUUUUUUUACAUUUUAGCAGCAUCAAGACAAAAAAAGUGAAUAGUCAUUAAUAGGGAAAUGCAAAAAAUACAUCAGAAACUGUCCGAUGCUGGGCAUCCUCGUAUAUACAAAAAUAUGUAGUAGGCUACGCUAUGGCGUUUUGGACUCAACUUUUCUAAAAACAUGAGAAAAAAAUAUAAAAUUAGAAAAAAAAAUAA
Patiria miniata (bat star) is the source of this 5665-nucleotide messenger RNA. RefSeq names its product sushi, von Willebrand factor type A, EGF and pentraxin domain-containing protein 1-like. The coding region runs from base 93 to 4349 and encodes 1418 amino acids. Gene Ontology annotation, molecular function: protein binding; serine-type endopeptidase inhibitor activity. NCBI's taxonomy places the organism in Eukaryota, Metazoa, Echinodermata, Asteroidea, Valvatida, Asterinidae. The record is from RefSeq and is a predicted model, not a curated record. The transcript is spliced from 24 exons.